Molecule: messenger RNA, 2218 nt
Organism: Chara braunii
Lineage: Eukaryota; Viridiplantae; Streptophyta; Charophyceae; Charales; Characeae
Source: the annotation of a GenBank genome assembly
UUAUGUAUGUUGUGGCAUUGGGAUUUGGUGGUGGUGCUGCUGCUCUUGCAACUGGUGAAGAUGAUGAUGAUGUGGAGGUGGGAGAGGAGGAGCAGAAGAAGAAGAGGACAUGGCAGGGGGGCGGAGGAGGAAGAGAAAGAGCAAAGGGGGAGGAAAGGUCUGUUGCAGGAGUGGGACAAGGUAGUAGACAAGAAAUAUAUUUAUAUGUGGGUGAAGUGGGACAAGGUAGUAGACAAGAAAUAUAUUUAUAUGUGGGUGAAGGUUGUAGGAGGAGAGGAGGAGGAGAAGGAGGAGGAGGAGAAGGAGGAGGAGGAGGAAGAGGAGGAGGAGGAGCAGGAGACAAAAAGGAGAAAGAGAAGCAGGAACAGCAGGAUGGGAAAGAGGAGAAAGAGUAGAAAGGAGAAAGUAAAGAAGCAGCAGGAGGAGGAGAAAGAGAAGGGGGAAGAGGAGGAGAAAGAGAUGGUGAAGGAGAAGCAACAAGAGGAGAAAGAGAAGGAGAAAGAGAGAUGCGGCGGCAUUGGAGCUUCGACCGCUAUCGAAGUCGCGAAGAGGAGAUUGUGAAGAAGAAGGUUUGAAAAAGACUGAAAGAGAGAUGAAAGGUCAGUUAUGGGAGAGAGAGUAGGAGCUCUCAUGCUCUCUGAGACGAGGACACGUGUCAUGUCAUCAUGGCUGCAUUAUCGAACGACACAAUGAAUUAUCGCCGGCAUGCGGCAAGAUGAAAAAGACGACGACAACGACGACGGCAAGUCCAUGUCCAUAUUCAAGCCUGAAGUCAGCUUGUAGGUGGCGACGAUCUCAUUUAUCAUGUGUUUGGCUUUAUUGAAGUUUAUUCCCUUUGGCAGACAAGGGUUCAAUUCCUCAUUGCACCCACAAAUUGGGGGUUUUGCUGUUAUGGAUGCGAAACUCACCGAGAAGUUGACGUUGUGACUCGACAUACAAAUCGCCCACAGGAUCUGAGACGUCUAACAUGAAAUCCAAUCAAGUGGCCUAAAUUCUUUUAAAGAGUUUUUGCCCCAACCGACAAGAUCAUCUGGUCGGUCAUUCCGACACAACAUCCACGACCAGAUUUGGAGCAAGGAUUUAUACAAUUUACAUAUUAUUAUUAUUAUUUUUAUGUUCGUCGCUCGUCUCCCUCCACUACUUCUCCUUCUCAGUACCAUUUGCGCUGCACCGUUUGCAAGAGCAAACUAUCAUCGCAUAUGAUCAUCGUUCUUUGAAACGCAAUAUUGCGUUUCAAAGAACUUUGCACGUAAACACACUUCAUGACUUGUUUCCCGCAAAAAAAUUUCUUUGUGCGCCAACGCAAAUGAAGAAUCGGGACAAACAAGACACUCACCUCCGACCGCUCCCGAUUUUUAUUUUAUCUUUUAUUUUUUUUGAGAACCACUCCCGAUUUUAGAUGUCUGCUGUACAUGCAUCCCAAGCUGAAGAAUCGUGACAAACGAAGAAGCUUCAAAUUUGGUCACAUUGGGGACAAUUUGGUCUGCUGAAGGAUUGACAUUCAUUCAAUUGCUUUGCUCCAUAUCAGCAGGAAAAAAAAAAAAAAAAAAAAAAGUUUUUUGUCCCCCCCUUUUUUUUAUCUUCACACGACGGCAGUGCGGUUGUGACAGAUUCAGAUUCCGAACGCUGUUUUGUUCAUCAUCACACAGUGCUGCCAACCGUAGAUCGGCAGUCUUUGUUCUACGGGGACAAAUUUGAAAUUUUGUCCACUUUGGGCAACUUGCAAAUUUGUCCAUCGGCAAAUAAAUUUGUCCAUUGGCAGGGACAAAUUUUGCUCGCAAUAGUGUUUACUGUGUUUGACCAAUUUCGUCAACAACUUGCCGGGGGGGGCAAAAUACCUUUUUAUCUUCUGACAAAUCGUAGUAGAUCGGUGGUACAAAUUACACAUUUUGCGCGCAACAGAGUGGUUGACCAACUUGGUCAAAAGUUGCGAUGGUCCAUCGGCUUGCAUGCCGGGUGUGAUAUCUCGCAAGGUGUGCGAGAGAGUCGGACUUGGGUAGCAGAAUAUGGAGAAUGGGUGGUUGGGGUGGAUCUGGGAAGUAGGUACAAAUGUUGUUGCACGCAAUAGAAAUAGAGCGAGUGUUUGGGAGAGUGAGAAAGGUGAAUUUUGAAUGCUGUCCUUCACAACAGCAGCAUUUUGCCGCAUAAGCCUUAAGGUAGAUAGUACGCUGAAUAGUACCAUCUCUGAGAACUAAGUUAAUGAAUAGUGAUGACAUAA